AUGUCAAAUCCAGCACAAGUUUUAUCGAGACAUCGAAAAACACCAUUACCACCUGUAGUACCAACGCGACAAACUCUUAUAUCAUGGACACAUGGUAAUAAAAAUGGUAGGUAUGACGAUGAUGAUGAUGACUCCGAUUAUAUGACAGAGAAGAAUGACGAUAAUGAUCAUUUCCCUUUACCACCGGCCAAGCGUAUUAAAUUGGCCAAUUCCGAAUCAUUACCAUCUUCGGUCACAGCUGAUACAGUAAAAAUUUUUCUUGGUGAACAUCCAGAAUUUCUUGAUUCAUAUAUUCAACAAAAUGUUAAUUCAAAUACAAUUGAACAAUGGAUGUCGAAAAAACCUCAAAAAUCAUCUCAAGUUCAACAACAGAAGAAAACUUCUGUGUCAACACAUUCUCCUUCCCCUCCUCCAUCACGUCCAUCAUCAUCAUCAAUGCCAUUGGUUUCAACACAAAAAAAAAUUGUCUCAUCGUCAACAACAAAAGUUCCAUUAUCAACAAAUACUGAUGAAACAACAGCAUCUCCAUUGGAACCAUCCUCACAAUCAAUAUCAUCGACAACAGCAAAAUCAAUGAGCAAAUUGGCAGAAUUAACUGAUCAACGUCGUUUAUUGCAUGAAUUGACUGAUGAAGUUAAUCAACAUGUAACUAAAGCUCAAAUUCUAUUUGAAUUAUGUAAAUCAAUAGCGUCAACAGUAUCAGCUGAUGGUUUUAAUUUAUAUUUGGUUGAUGAAACUGGAAUUAGUAUGCGAUUAUUUACUCCAGAAAAUGACGAUGAACAAGCAGCUUGGUUCGUUCCAAUUGCAAUAGGUAUUGGUCAUUGUAUUGCGGGUUACGUUGCAUCGGCGAAAGAGACUGUUCGUAUCAAUAAUAUAGCUAUGCUUGAUAUGGCAAAAUAUCCUGAUGGUCUUUAUAUUAAAGAUGAUAAAGUAACAACUGUUAUGGCUCAUCCAAUUGUAAAUGCUAGUGGAAUACUUCUCGGUGUAGUUGAAUUUUAUCGAAUUGAUAGUACAAUUCCAUUUUCUGAUGAAGAUGCAGAAGAAAUUUUAAAAUGCGUGAAUGAGCUUUUCACCCAAACAUAUUACGAGCUUUAUCAUUCAAUGACACGCGAACGACGUUUAAAUGAUUUUCUUUUGGCUGUAACUAAAUCAAUUUUUCAAGAACUUGUUAGUAUGGAUACUGUUAUGUUAAAAAUUAUGAGUUAUGCAAAAAAAUUAGUGAAUGCUGAUCGUGCCUCGUUAUUUAUGGUUGACUCACGUACAAAAGAACUUUAUGCACGAAUAUUUGAUAUUGGACGUGAAGAACAUGAUGUACUUGAUUCAUCAGCUAUGAGUGAUAAAGAUGGACAAAGAUUUUCACCAAAUGAUGAACGUGCAUGUAUACGUUUUCCUAUGGAUAAAGGUAUUGCUGGUUAUGUAGCAACAACUGGCAAAACAUUAAAUAUUGUUGAUGCUUAUAGUGACAAGCGGUUUAAUCGAGAUAUUGAUCAAAAAACAGGUUAUAAAACCAAAACACUUCUAUGUAUGCCAAUUAUGAUUCAAGGAAAUGUUAUUGGUGUUGUUCAAAUGGUUAAUAAAAGAAAUGGACAUUUUACUAAAAGUGAUGAAGAAUCAUUUGAAACAUUUGCUGUUUAUUGUGGACUUGCCCUACAUCACGCAUCACUUUAUGAUCGUAUACGUCGUUCAGAACAAAAAUGUAAAGUAGCACUUGAAGUUUUAUCAUAUCAUGCAUCAUGUACCGAUGAAGAAUAUGAACGUAUGAAAACUUAUACACUUCCAGACAACAUUCCUAAUAUAGAACGAUUUGAAUAUUCUCCAUGGGAUGUUGUCAAUGAUAUGAAACCACUUUAUGUCAUUUAUAUGUUUCUUGAUCUAGCUAAUAUGGAUCCAUUAAAUGCAAAUCGAUUUGAUUCCGAAUGUUUAAUGAGAUUUGUAUUAACUGUACGAAAAAAUUAUCGAAAUGUACCAUAUCAUAACUGGUCACAUGCAUUCAGUGUUGCACAUGCAAUUUACACUGUGAUAAAACAAACAAAACAUCAAUUUUCACCAAAUGAUUGUAUUGCUUUGUUUGUUGCUUGCCUCUGUCAUGAUCUUGAUCAUCGUGGUAAGACAAAUGCUUUUAUGGUAAAAAGUGCAUCCACAUUAGCUUCAAUUUAUACAACUUCAACUAUGGAACGACAUCAUUUUAAUCAAACAGUCACAAUACUUCAAACUGAAAGUCUUAAUAUAUUUAAACACUUUUCUUCCAAAGAAUAUCGACAAAUGUUAGAUGAAAUUCGUCAUUGUAUAUUAGCUACUGAUCUGGCACUUUUUUUUGAAAAUCGUCCUAAACUUGAACGUAUUGUUGAUAAUAAUGAAUUCGAUUGGAAUAACAAGGAACAUUUUCGACGCUUGCAAUCAUUAUCAAUGACAUCUGCCGACUUAUGCGCCAUGUAUAAACCGUGGCAUAUACAACAAAAUAUUGUCAGCGUUAUUAUGGACGAGUUUUGGGAAGAGGGUGAUGAAGAAAAACGUAAAGGUAUUCAACCACAAUCAUUAAUGGAUCGAUCACUUGCACAUGAGUUGCCAAAAAAUCAGGUGAACUUUAUGAAAAGCAUUUGUAUACCGUGCUAUUCAUUAAUAGUACGCGUUUUGCCAGAAACAAUACCAAUGCUUAUCGGAGCCAAAAGUAACCUUCAACAAUGGCAAGAUUUAGCUGAUGAAAAACAACAAAUAACUCGUACGAAUUUAACUGCUAUAUCUUCUGGUAAAACAUCAGAUGAUACAUCUGAUUCUUCUCGAACUUCUUCAGCUAACAAGACUCGUCAGCCAGCAUCGUCGUGA
Rotaria sp. Silwood1 is the source of this 2823-nucleotide messenger RNA. The record is from the annotation of a GenBank genome assembly. Lineage: Eukaryota; Metazoa; Rotifera; Eurotatoria; Philodinida; Philodinidae.